Messenger RNA from Marasmius oreades (fairy-ring Marasmius), 609 nucleotides. RefSeq lists its product as uncharacterized. The transcript has a single exon. Gene Ontology annotation, molecular function: DNA-directed DNA polymerase activity; single-stranded DNA 3'-5' DNA exonuclease activity; zinc ion binding. Bases 1 to 609 code for a protein of 202 amino acids. Gene Ontology annotation, biological process: base-excision repair, gap-filling; leading strand elongation; nucleotide-excision repair, DNA gap filling. Gene Ontology annotation, cellular component: epsilon DNA polymerase complex; nucleus. The record is from RefSeq and is a predicted model, not a curated record. Lineage: Eukaryota; Fungi; Basidiomycota; Agaricomycetes; Agaricales; Marasmiaceae.
AUGGUAUUAUGGCGAUCCCCCAGCGAUCGCCCCGAUUUAGGUGGACUCGAGGAUGACAGGUGUCCCGUGGAAGAUCUCCCUAACGCUGAAUUUGUGGUACCUGGGGUAUAUCCCAACGUCUGCCUUGGAAUGACGAUUCGGAAUCUAGCCGUUAAUUCCGUGAUUCAUUCGGUGGUGGUGAAUGAGUUGAAAGGAAGUGGCGGAACUACGGCGUUUGACUCCGUCUCGAAAACAAUCAAUGAGUAUACAGAGGAAGGCGGACAACGUGAUCUCACACUUGGAGGAUCAAGUGUUUCCUCACAUACGUUCAGUAUUCUGAAGAACAUGGUCAAGACAUGGAUCACUUCUGGCGUUGGGUUAGCUCGAGCACCUCUAACAUGUACGACGCCAGCAUCCACCGGUUUGUUCAUGCCCUCAUGCGCAAAAACGUUUCUUCAACUCCUUGCCGAGCUCAAACGCUUAGGAUCUCAAGUCAUUUACGGGGACUUGAGCAGGAUAUUACUUGCUACUACGUCCAAACCGCCAGGCACUGCUCAUACUUACGCGAUCUACAUCAACCUCACACGAAUUAUUCCAACAUGUAUAUCUACGCACAGAGCGAUUCUAUGA